Molecule: messenger RNA, 820 nt
Organism: Anopheles coustani
Lineage: Eukaryota; Metazoa; Arthropoda; Insecta; Diptera; Culicidae
Product: leucine-rich repeats and immunoglobulin-like domains protein sma-10
Exons: 2
Coding region: 50-820 (256 amino acids)
Cellular component (GO): extracellular matrix
Molecular function (GO): protein binding
Source: RefSeq, a predicted model, not a curated record
CCGAUGUUCUAGCAUUAGUCAGAGAACAGUCGCACUCCAGUGCGGAAGCAUGGCUAAGUAUGGCGUUCUGACACUCGCUAUCGUGGCUACGCUGUGUGGGCUCGUGCAGGCACGCUACAGCCAUGUGGCCUGCCAGGUGGUGGAAAACAAGUGGUGCACAGUGCAGCGGCUCCGCAUCACGGCCCGAACGGAUGUCCGUGGGCUCGUGUUUCCGGACGAUCGGUACGAGAAGAUCCGCAUCGGACAGUACUACGACUUUGUCAACACCGACAGUACGGUGGUGAUCUUCUCGGGUGAGCUGUUCUAUCGCAUGCGACGUGUUCGCUACCUGCAAAUGAACGGAGUACGUAUGGUGGGGCUGGACAUGCCCGAGACCGUGCUCGAGCUGGACGUGGCCGACAACUGGAUAUCGCGGGUGUACAUCGACUCGGAAAAGAGCUAUGCCCUGCGAAAGUUGAACAUGCGCAACAACCUGCUGACUGCCAUCGGAAGCUUCAAGUACCUCAAUAUGCUCGAGGAACUGGAUCUCAGCGACAAUAUGCUGCACACGGUCAACUUUGACGUGUUCUCGUUCAUGCCGUACAUUCGGGUAAUCAACCUCGCACGCAACCGGUUGAUCAGUGCAACGGCAGGCAGUGGCGUUAUAUCGUUGGGCAACCUAGAGGAAGCGAAUAUGGCGGAAAAUCAGCUGACCAAGCUAGACGUCGGCGUUUGGCUGUUCCCGGCGCUCCGGAUGCUCAAUCUCACCGGAAAUCCUAUCAAGCGCCUAAACCUCUCCAGCCAACAAUCGUUUCCUCGCUUGAAAAGUGUUUUGCUCUAG